Armigeres subalbatus is the source of this 2561-nucleotide messenger RNA. RefSeq names its product synaptic vesicle glycoprotein 2C. Gene Ontology annotation, biological process: transmembrane transport. Gene Ontology annotation, molecular function: transmembrane transporter activity. The transcript is spliced from 6 exons. Gene Ontology annotation, cellular component: membrane. NCBI's taxonomy places the organism in Eukaryota, Metazoa, Arthropoda, Insecta, Diptera, Culicidae. Bases 468 to 2189 code for a protein of 573 amino acids. The record is from RefSeq and is a predicted model, not a curated record.
UAUUUACCGAACGAACCUAGUUGAUUGGGCAGUUGCAGCGUGAUUUCGAAAUCAACUUAUUCAUCACUAUUUGAUCAAUAGCUAAGGUACAUUGGAACAGUGGUGUUAAUGAUAGUGUGUACAACAAAGAUUCAGAAGUUGUAUGGAAGAGUUAUAGUUCGGACUUUUGGUAAAAAGAGCCAAGUGGUUUUCGGAUCGCGGCGGAUAAGAAGUCACAGUCACAGUUCAGUCGAGGCUUACAUUAUCAACGAAUAUCUGCGGAGAUUAUAGUAUUUAGCUGGGCUGGGUUUUACCGAUCGAGUAAUCCACAGCUGCAUUGAACCCAAGAUUCCUUUGCACAACCGUGCAAGUUGCACCUCUAUAUAGAACGCUCAACCGCACAAUUUCAUCAGUUCAACAACAUUAAUAGUUGAUUUAGUUUUUUUCUUACGGUAAGAAAAACAAACAAAUACCCUUGUCUACAUAGGAUGGUAGAAAGUGAAACCGAUUCCAAUAACUCAAAGUAUACCGAUGUAAAGAAUCACAGCGCAGCAAACGGCGUCGGUUCGAACCAGCACCCGAACACCGUGUCACCGGAGAAAUCCAGCAAGGCUGACCACAUCCACCAGACCGGCUUGCAGCUUGUUGCCUCGAAGAAGGACAAGGCAUCGCUCGAUCCCGAGCGGGGCUACACCAGCAAGGCUGACUUCGAGCAGGCAAUAGAGCUCACUGGUUAUGGCAAAUUUCACUACAUCCUACUAGCAAUAUGUGGUCUCGUAAGCACCAGCGAGGAGAUGGAUGUCAUCUCGAUGUCCUUCAUCCUGCCCUCGGCCCAGUGCGACCUCAACCUGAAUACUCAGACCAAAGGAUGGCUCAAUUCGAUUAUCUUCAUUGGCAUGAUGGUUGGUGCUUAUGCUUGGGGAAGCGUUGCCGACUCGCUGGGUAGAAAGAAAGUCCUCAUCGUCAUCUCAAUCAUGAACGCCAUCUGCAUUGUUGCAUCUUCGUUCUCGCAAACAUACGAAGUGUUCAUGGUGUUCCGCUUUCUCAAUGGGGCUGCAUUGGGAGGUAGCGGGCCAGUCAUUUGGUCAUACUUCGCAGAGUUUCAGCCAAAGGCGAAACGUGGAUCGAUGUUAAGCUUUAUGGCAGCAUUUUGGACCAUCGGAAACCUCUUAGUCGCUGGACUGGCGUGGCUGAUCAUUCCAACUAACAUUGGAUUUUACACUCCGGCGUUCACGUUUAACUCUUGGCGUAUUUUCCUGAUGGUGUGCUCGAUUCCAUCUUUCGUUGUCGCCGUACUUCUCCUCUAUCUACCGGAAUCUCCCAAGUUCUUGCUUUCGCAAGGCAAAUUUGAAGAGGCCCUCGCCAUCUUUCGUGGAAUUUACGUUACCAAUACGGGUAAAUCGGCGGACCAAUACCCGGUCAAGGAACUUUUAAUUGACGAACAGCUCAGAAAUGAACUGGAGAACGUGAAAAAGCCCAUUAAGAACAAAUACAAACGAAUGCUGUACAACAUCAUGGAUAACAGCAAACAGUUGUUCAUGUCUCCGAUCCUCAAGUUCACCCUCAUCUCGAUCACUAUCAACUUUACGUUCCACAUUGGCUACUAUGGAUUGAUGAUGUGGUUCCCCGAGCUGUUCAAUCGCUUCGAUGAGUUCAUCCGUGCUCAUCCGGACAUUGAAGAGGCUGGUGUUUGUCAGGUCACCGACUACGUGGUGGGACAUGGUUCACAUAACCCCUCUGGAGUUUGUUCUGCCAAUAUUCCCAGCACAGUCUUUUUGGAGUCACUUAUCACAGUUGCUGCUGCACUUCCAGCCAAUGUCAUUGCGGUUUUGGGCAUGGACAAACUAGGCAGAAAGUUCUUCUUGGUAUUCAGCACAAUGUCUGCUGGCUUCUGUUCGGCAUCAAUGUAUUUCGUAACCAAUAAGAAUCAAAACCUGGCCGUAUCAGCUGUCUUCAGUGGUGUUAUAUCAAUGGGUAAUGCAUCAUUGGAUUGUUUGAUUACGGAAGUCUUCCCAACGAAUUUAAGAGCUACUGGUGUCGCCAUUUCAAUGGUGGCUGCCCGUCUUGGCGGUAUUAUUGGUAACGUUGUGAUAGCCACGCUCUUGGAUAUGUACUGUCCGGCACCCACAUUCAUUGUGGCAGUACUGCUGGCUGGCGGUGGCCUGAUGUGUCUAUUCUUGCCAAAUACUACAAAGACCGAUCUGAACUAAGGAUGCCUUUUAGACUUAAUUAUAGUGCAGGACACAAAACUUUCAACAAUCUUUUACGUAUUCUCAAACCUUAUCUGUAUUUUCCCUUUCUGUCUUUUUGUGAAAAUCUCAACAAAUCACGAAAGAUCUUGCAAUCGAUGAAUUUAAUAUAGUUUUAAGUUGGAUAUUUUGAAUUACCAUAUUUUGUACAAUAUACAUGUAAAUUUGUUGAAAAAAAAACGGCAAAUACGAAACAUUGAAACAAUUGCUAAGUUUGAUUGUUUAAUAUUUCAGAGUUUAUAAGAUAUGCAAUACCCAAAUGAAAAAAAUGAGAACUUAACUUAAACAUGUCGGAAAGAUUGUAAACCUCAAUAAAACAAAAUGUUUUAAAAA